AUGGGCAGGAUAAGUUUCGCCAGCAAAGAUGUCUCUGUCGAGACGGUCGAGAAGGGCACAGUGGUCCCGGAUUCACCACUUUCGCCAACCAGGCCGCCGGAGGAAAUCGCCAUGGAGCAGCCAGAAUGGAGGGCCACCGAGAAGAGCCUCGUGAGGAAGUUGGACAUGUCGUUGCUACCAGUGGUCUGGACAUUGUACAUGUUCAACUUUCUCGACCGGAACAACCUGGCGCAGGCGAAAUUGAACGGUUUCGAGAAGCACCUGGGCCUUGUGGGGAACCAGUUCAACACUGCUGUGUCGGUAUUCAACGUCGGGUAUAUGACCGCACAGCUGCCGUCCAACAUGCUCAUAACACGGGUCAUUUACAUCCUGUCAUGCUGGUACACCCAGAAGGAGCUCGCCUUCCGUACCGCGAUCCUUUACUCUGGCAUGCUCGUGGCCACCGCCUUCGCAGGGCUCAUCGCCGCCGCCGUGUUCGCCCAUCUAGACGGCGUCCGCGGGCUGGAGGGGUGGCAGUGGCUCUUCAUCAUCGAGGGGGCGGGCAGUUUCGCGUCGGCCUUCACCGCGCUUGCGUUUCUGCCGGAUUACAUCGGGAGUAAGACGGGGGUUUGCUCGUGGCUGAUGAGCGAGGAGGAACUGAGGGUUGCGAAGAUGAGGAUGGACGCGGACCGGGUGUCGGUGCCGGAGGAGAAGGGGACAGUGUGGCAUGGGCUAAGGCUUGCUGUUACAGACAUCAAGACGUGGGGAUUUGGGUUCAAGCUGGGCUCGAACACGAUCGCGCUCGUGCUCACGGCGCCGCCCUACCUCCUAGCCGCCGUCGUCAGCAUCGGGGUCGCCAUGUCCAGCGACAGGCGGGGCGAGCGCGGCCUUCACAUCGUGGCCCCCUUGUGCGUCGCCAUGAUCGGGUACAUCAUCACGGCCUCGACGGUCAACAGUCCCGUGCGGUACUUUGCCAGCUUCCUCUUCGUGCCGGGGGCAUUCGCGCCGACGGGCUUGAUCUUCAGCUGGGCCGCGAGCACGCUGAGCGCCAGCCCCGAGAAGAGGGCCGCGGCGACGGCGCUUGCCGCAGGAUAG
Messenger RNA from Colletotrichum chrysophilum, 1074 nucleotides. RefSeq lists its product as uncharacterized. Gene Ontology annotation, molecular function: transmembrane transporter activity. Gene Ontology annotation, cellular component: membrane. The coding region runs from base 1 to 1074 and encodes 357 amino acids. NCBI's taxonomy places the organism in Eukaryota, Fungi, Ascomycota, Sordariomycetes, Glomerellales, Glomerellaceae. The transcript is spliced from 6 exons. The record is from RefSeq and is a predicted model, not a curated record.